AUGAAGUACGCCGUGUUGGCUCUUGCUGUAGCUGGAUUGACUCAAGCUCAAUCCAACACAACCUCCUCAACCCUCAUCCCUUCCAACAUCACUUCAUCCUGUACCACCUUCCUCGAGUCACUCAACAGCGACGGUACCCUCUCAUCGUGUGUCACCCCCCUCAUUAACGCCACCGCAUCCUUCUCACCUACUGCCUCGACCAACUUGACUGAGGAUUCCAUCAACUACACCCUCGCAUCGAUCUGUAAGAGCAACGCUGGAUGUUCCGACUCAACCAUCAGAGGAUGGUUAGCCAACUUCUACUCUCAAUGUAAUGAAGAGUUGACUUCUACCACGAAUUACAACUCAGAUGUUAGGGAAUUAUACGAUAUCCUCUACGUCGUCAACCCCCUCAAGGGAGCUGUCUGUUCGAUCAACUCCUCAAAUCAGGAAUACUGUGUGAACGAAAUCGUCGCUUCUGAAAAGAACGCCACUUCCUCUUCCAACUCGACUGCUUCUGCCAACUCCACCGCUACCUCUGGUUCAGGAGUUAGCAACAACACCUUGUUCUCCAACUUGGCGGCUACCGCUCAAGAAUUAACCAACCCUAUUCAAUACGCUGCUCAAAACCUCUACGUCGAAGUUUCAGUCGCUGCCUCUUCCAUCUCCAAGCGAUUCUUCAACAACAACAAACGACAAGAGCAAAGCGUCAACAUGGUAACUGUUAUCAAACCCAAUACUGCUACCUACAAAUCGACGAACUUGCCUUUCCUAUUCCUUCAACCAUCUUUGGCCAGCUCGGCUUUAUGUACCCCGUGUACUCGAGAAGUUCUCGUUGCCUAUGUGAAAUGGGAAACUCAAGUACCAUACGCAUUGGGAUUGAAACAAUCUCCUAUCCUAGGUGGUCAAUCUGAACUAUGGAAUGCUAUCAACUCAACUUGCGGUGUAUCGUUCAUCAACGCUAUCAAAUCUGAAGUUGGAGCAUUGGCUCAAAACUUCUCUUCAUCCGCUUCAUCCACUUUGACCUUUGUUGGUCAAAAUGGUGUAAACGGUUUGACCUUGAUGGUUGGUGCUACUUUCGUUUCUGGUUUAGUAGCUUUGUUCAUCUAA
Messenger RNA from Kwoniella botswanensis, 1089 nucleotides. RefSeq lists its product as uncharacterized. NCBI's taxonomy places the organism in Eukaryota, Fungi, Basidiomycota, Tremellomycetes, Tremellales, Cryptococcaceae. The record is from RefSeq and is a predicted model, not a curated record. The transcript is spliced from 2 exons. The coding region runs from base 1 to 1089 and encodes 362 amino acids.